AUGGUGCCGGUGUCCAAGUAUCUAGUCCGCAAGCCAAAAGCGAUCUCGAAGCCCAUCGGGUCCGAGUCCUUGGAUGGUGGCAAUGAGCAGGGCAGUGGCAACCCUCAGGACAGUGGCAACCCACAGGAGAGUGGCAACCCACAGGAGAGUGGCAAUCCAGCUCCACGUGAGCUGCAGGGGUCCAAGGAAUCGGCGGACGUCCAGAUGAAGCCGCCGGGCUGUGACAAGGACAGCCGGAAUGCAGCUACUUAUGAGCCGAGUUUCCGCCAGCGAUCUCGCUCGCCUCGAACGAGGCGUGCAGAUUCCCAAGAAACGUUGGUCCUGGGCUCUUUGUGCUACGUCAGUUCUUCCGGAUCCGAGUAG
Molecule: messenger RNA, 363 nt
Organism: Symbiodinium sp. CCMP2592
Lineage: Eukaryota; Dinophyceae; Suessiales; Symbiodiniaceae
Source: the annotation of a GenBank genome assembly